Penicillium riverlandense is the source of this 852-nucleotide messenger RNA. Its product is annotated as SDR family NAD(P)-dependent oxidoreductase. The coding region runs from base 1 to 852 and encodes 283 amino acids. The record is from RefSeq and is a predicted model, not a curated record. Lineage: Eukaryota; Fungi; Ascomycota; Eurotiomycetes; Eurotiales; Aspergillaceae. The transcript is spliced from 2 exons.
AUGGAGCUGCUGUCUCUGAGCUUGGGGCUGGAGGGAACUCAUGUCCUCAUCACCGGCGCAGGUGGAUACAUUGGCCGGGCGUGCGUGGCGGCAUUUCUCUCUGCCGGAGCCUACGUGACGGCAUUGGACCUCAGUGCCGCGAAGCUGGACAAUCUAGGCGCCCACGCCAACCUCUUCAAAGUCACGGCGGAUAUCACGAACGAAACCCAGCUCGAAUCGGCUUUUACAGAUGCCCACGCCAAACACGGAGUGGUUGCGUGCUGCAUCGCACUCGCAUCGCUUGACCUUCAUGUGCUGAAGCAUUACCAAAGCAUCGCAGACAUGGAAACCGAGAACCUACGGCAGACGCUGCAGGUAAACGUCGAAGGGACCUUUUUUACCGCACGGGCUUGGCUGAGGAAUAUCAAAGCACUCGCCACCCCGGACACCAAGAACGUUUCCUUGAUCCUAGUGGGAUCAGAAUCCGGGCACUUUGGAGAGCGCGGGAAUCCGGAUUACGCGGCCAGCAAAUCGGCAGUCCAGUAUGGGCUCCUUCGCAGUCUGAGCGCGGAUGUCCCUCGCGUGUUCAAGGCUGGCCGCGUGAAUGCAGUUGCGCCGGGGCCCGUUGACACGCCGGCGUUUCAAGAAGAAUGUAGCCAAAAUCCAGGACAGCUGUGGCUCGAUUCUCAAGCAACCACUGCGACUGCUCAGCCGGUCCCAGAAGAGGCGGUGGCCAAGGGGGUCAUCUUCCUGGCUAGCGAGGCCUUUAGUGGAAGUAUUAUGGGACAGAUUCUCAACAUUGACGGGGGGAAGCAAGGCAAGGUGCUGUGGACGAAGGAUGAAGUUGAGAUGAGAAUGUCAAGAGAAACAUAA